AAUAUAAGGAGAAACAUACACAAUAGGUGUAGUAGAGUUCUACAACGAAGGCAGAAAUGGAUAAAGUUAAUUUUAUUUUUGUCGUUUUCUUUUGUUUAGCUGUAUCAGAUGUUUAUUACAGUAAUGCUAAGGAGAUUCCCGACAAAGAGAAUAAGAUAAUGGGCGGAAGAAACGUCACCAUAGAAGAGUAUCCUUACAUAGUGUAUCUAGUUCUGAAGGAUAAGACUACACAGGAUUACCACCAAUGCGGUGGAUCUAUUGCUACUCGGAAAUGCAUUCUCACGGCGGCUCAUUGCGUCUCAGAAGUGGAGUCGGCGUCCAUAAGAGUCGGUAGUACGUACGCUUCGCAUGGUGGAAUUACUUACAAGUCCAGUGAAUUUUCAAUACAUCCUAAAUACCGUAAUAUGGAUUACGAUGUAGCUGUGAUCAAAUUGAAUACACCUAUCCUUAUAACCAAGGCAAGCAAGUUAGUCACCUUGCCGACCGAGAAGUGCACAGUGCCUGCGGGCACCAACCUUACUGUUGCUGGCUGGGGUCGUAAUGAUGAAGGAAAGAACAGCGACAUUUUGAUGGCGGUGAGUGUUACCGCGGUGUCUCAAGAUGAAUGCCAAAAAACCUAUCCGUACUUAAGUCCUAGGAUGUUAUGUGCCGGUGAGCCAGAGGGAGGCAAAGAUUCGUGUCAGGGUGAUUCUGGUGGUCCAAUAGUGCUAACUGGUACCGAUCACCAAAUGGGUGUGGUGUCAUUUGGCAGAGGAUGCGCGAGUCCCAACACUCCAGGUGUAUAUAGUAAUCUGUGUGAUCCAGAAAUUCUGGAUUGGAUCAAAGAGAUGGGUUGCGCGUACGUCUGUUACAGUCAACCGAAUGAAAAUGCCGACAAAGAAGAUAAGAUAGUCAACGGAUACAGCGUGACCAUAGAAGAAUAUCCUUACGUAGUGUACCUAAGGCUAAAGAAUGCAUCUGUGAGCGGUUACCACCAAUGCGGAGGAUCUAUCGUUACCUCACGAUGCGUUCUUACUGCGGCCCAUUGCAUCUCUGGGCAAGAGUCAGUAUCCAUAAGAGUGGGGAGCACGUACGCUUUGAGUGGUGGAUAUACUUUUGACCCUCAGACAAUGAUAAUGCAUCCUAAAUACAACGAUGUUAGUGGCGAUUACGAUAUAGCUGUGAUCAAAUUAAAGACUCCUAUCAUAACAACCAAACGUAGUAAAAGAGUCACAUUGCCGUUUCUGAAGUGCACCGUGCCUGAGGGUACAAACCUUACUGUCGCUGGCUGGGGUCGUACUAGUGAAAAUGGACAUGGCAGCGAGACUUUGAUGGCGGUGAAUAUUGCUGCGGUGUCAUAUGAUGAUUGCAAAAAAACCUACUCGUACUUAACUCCUAGGAUGAUGUGUGCCAGUGACCAAGUGGGAGGUGGAGAUUCGUGUAAGGGUGAUUCUGGUGGUCCAUUAGUGCUUACUGGUACCAAUCAGCAAGUGGGUGUGGUGUCAUUUGGUAAUGGAUGCGCGAGACCCGACACUCCUGGUGUAUAUAGUAAUCUGUGUGAUCCAGAAAUUCAGGAUUGGAUUAAAGAGAUGGGUUGCGCGUAAACUGCUUGAUCAUUCUUCUACAUAUUUGUUGCUUAAAUUAAAAUGUAAAAAUAAAUUCAAAGACCGUGCUGCGUUCACGUAA
Messenger RNA from Papilio polytes (common Mormon), 1665 nucleotides. Its product is annotated as transmembrane protease serine 9-like. The coding region runs from base 57 to 1583 and encodes 508 amino acids. Gene Ontology annotation, molecular function: serine-type endopeptidase activity. Gene Ontology annotation, biological process: proteolysis. Lineage: Eukaryota; Metazoa; Arthropoda; Insecta; Lepidoptera; Papilionidae. The record is from RefSeq and is a predicted model, not a curated record. The transcript has 9 exons.